UCAGACGUCAUAUCCGCUCUGUCUCGUUGUGUUGUUGUGUCUUGAGGUGCCGGUGCCGGCUCUUUCAUGAAAGUGACUCUUGUGGGUGUUUAGGAGUCCGGCUCUGAUGGUGUAGAGAGUCCGUCACAGGACAUCCGUUGACAUGUCCGGGAUUCCCGGUUCCAAGGCGAUGACCCUAUCUUUGAUCAUCAAAUGGGGCGGCCAGGAGUUCCCGUUGUCUGCCCUGUCUGAGGAGGACACGGUGAUGGAUCUCAAGCAUUCCCUGAAGAGCCUCACCGGGGUCCUGCCGGAGCGCCAGAAACUGCUGGGUCUCAAAUACAAGGGUAAACCGGUAGACAACAGCAUGAAACUGGGGGUCCUGAAGUUGAAGCCAAAUACGAAAAUUAUGAUGAUGGGAACCCGGGAAGAGAGUCUGGAAGAUGUGCUGGCUCCACCACCGGACAACGACGAUGUGGUGAAUGACUUUGACAUCGAAGACGAGGUGGUGGAAGUGGAAAAUCGAGAAGAAAAUCUUGCAAAGAUUUCGCGUCGUGUCAAAGACUACAAGGUAGAGAUCCUAAAUCCACCGAGAGAAGAGAAAAAGCUGCUGGUCCUAGACGUUGACUACACGUUGUUUGACCACCGGUCAUGUGCAGAAACAGGACUGGAGCUUAUGAGGCCGUACCUGCAUGAAUUUCUUACCUCUGCUUAUGAAGAUUAUGAUAUUGUAAUAUGGUCGGCAACAAGCAUGAAAUGGAUAGAAGCCAAAAUGAAGGAGUUGGGUGUCAGCACAAAUGCCAAUUACAAGAUCACUUUCAUAUUGGACAGUGCAGCCAUGAUCACAGUGCACACACCCAGAAGAGGCCUCAUUGAUGUGAAGCCUCUUGGGGUGAUAUGGGGCAAAUAUGGUGAGUUCUAUAGUAAGAAGAAUACCAUAAUGUUUGAUGAUAUCGGUCGGAAUUUCCUGAUGAAUCCACAGAAUGGUUUAAAGAUCAGGCCUUUCAUGAAAGCACAUUUGAAUCGGGAUAAAGAUAAAGAACUUUUGAAGCUAUCUCAGUACCUUAAAGAAAUUGCUAAACUAGAUGACCUUUCAGAGCUUAACCAUAAACACUGGGAAAGAUAUCUCUCCAAAAAACAAGGCGAAUAACAGAUCAUCUUAGAUGAAGACCAUCACAUCAUUUAUUUCGGGAAGGGGCGGCAUGGACAAGUUGCGGAGUUCAAACUUGAAUGUUUCAUGUUGAGUCAUUUAUCUUUUUUUUUUUUUUCCCCCUAGUUACUAGCAGCUAAGUACCCACACACUUAUUUUGACAGGUUCGCUCUGCUUUGCGAAUAAUGAGAGUAUUCAGAUACUGUGCCACAGUACUUUCUGCUUAUGAUCAACUUUUGAUAAAAAUUAUGAUUUUUAUUUAUAUUUUUUAUACUGACUGCUCAGUACAUGGAAUCCUUUUUGUCUGUGGCUUCUGUAAUUUUGUUUUCUCUACAAAUAGUUGCUUUUGAGUUGCAGAUCAGAGCAGCUUUAUAUGAUUUACCAAACAUUGAGGAUAAGAAAGAUAUGGCAAUGAAAAUAUCAAUAAAAUAAAACAUGGCCUU
Messenger RNA from Bufo bufo (common toad), 1569 nucleotides. RefSeq names its product ubiquitin like domain containing CTD phosphatase 1 (gene UBLCP1). Gene Ontology annotation, biological process: protein dephosphorylation. The coding region runs from base 143 to 1126 and encodes 327 amino acids. Gene Ontology annotation, molecular function: protein serine/threonine phosphatase activity; protein binding. The record is from RefSeq and is a predicted model, not a curated record. Gene Ontology annotation, cellular component: nucleus. The transcript is spliced from 10 exons. NCBI's taxonomy places the organism in Eukaryota, Metazoa, Chordata, Amphibia, Anura, Bufonidae.